This is a messenger RNA of Carassius gibelio (silver crucian carp), 4494 nucleotides long. It is a transcript of the gene shrprbck1r, whose product is annotated as sharpin and rbck1 related. The record is from RefSeq and is a predicted model, not a curated record. Lineage: Eukaryota; Metazoa; Chordata; Actinopteri; Cypriniformes; Cyprinidae. Gene Ontology annotation, molecular function: ubiquitin binding; ubiquitin-protein transferase activity. Gene Ontology annotation, cellular component: LUBAC complex. The transcript has 14 exons. Gene Ontology annotation, biological process: protein linear polyubiquitination; proteasome-mediated ubiquitin-dependent protein catabolic process; positive regulation of canonical NF-kappaB signal transduction. Bases 329 to 2479 code for a protein of 716 amino acids.
UUAAGAUUGACAUGGAAAAUUGGGAUAUCCCCUAGAUGAGAAAGCAAAGUGUAUGUGCGUGUGUUUUCGGCAGGAGGCGCAGCUUCUGCUCUCUCUCUCACACACAGUGUAAAAUGUCUGUCUCUGCUUGAGCCGUGUUUCUUCCUGCUCUGACGCUGGGCUGCCCUCCAUCAGAAACUAAAACAAAGAUGACAAGGCCGCUACUUUUGCGUAAGUCGGAUAAGGGAGUCGUAGCAUAUCUCCAAACAUCAUAUUAGCACACAAGCCCGGCUGUUACUGGAGUGCCAACACGACAUAUUCCCGCCUGAAGUAGUCAGUCGGCGGCGGCAUGUCGCUGAGCUCAGGCGGGUGGACUCACACACCUCCGCCGGCCCAGUCUGCAUCGUCUCACCUCGGCCAGGAGGCCUCGCAGUCGGCCUGUAGCACGGUUUUGAUGUCGGUGAAGGUGUCAGUAUGCCACUCAGGUAUACGACCGCUUUGUCUCCCGGGGGCCGGGGACGAGUCUCUCCGUCUUCAGCUGAGCAUGGACCCGGGGAAGGCAGGGGAAUUCCGCCUCGCGUUACGGGACGUCAGCGGAGCCGCGGCUGGGCGCAGCGUGUCCAUUGCUGAGUUUGACCUCAGGACUGUUUGCUAUGAAGUAAAAUCCCCACAGUGCCAUGAACUGAGUUUGGCAACACCACCACAUGAUCGUAUCACUUUCAACUUCCGCUGUGAGCAAGAAGCACAGGAGUGGGCCACUGUGGUGAUGUCAUCACUCCGGGAGGCACAUAGAGUGGCGAUUUGUUCCUCCAAUGAAGAAAGACAGCUACCUCCUCAGCCUCUGGAUACACCGAGCAAUCCGCCCAUGCCACAUACAGAGGAGAUUUGUGCGGAGCUGGUUAGCGCAAUAGAGGCAGGUGAUGUUCGUUCGGCGUCUGUCUGUGCAUCGUCUCUAGCUAAACAGAGAGCUGCUCUGAGCAUUCAGCCAUCUAAACCAAAUUACACAGACACUGAAAUUAGCCUGCCGGUGGUGGUAGAGGAUGCAUCCUCCUCCUGUUGUGUCACAGUGAAAGUCUUCCCUCACUCAACAAUUGGUGCUCUCAAACAGCAAGUCUUCACAGACUAUGGUUUUCAUCCGCGUGUGCAGCGCUGGGUCAUCGGCCAGUCUUUGUGCUCUGAUCACCGCUCUCUGGCUUCUUAUGGAGUUCAGCGAGAUGGCGACACUGCGUUCCUUUAUCUCAUUUCUGCCCGCCAGGCUCGUCUCAGUCGAGGACUUUACCAACAAGAUCAGGAGAGUGCUUUGCUAAUGCCGGCUUUGGUGCCAACGACUAAUCAGCCCCACCAAGAAGCUGUUACCAAUGGGCCAGCACUAAACACAGUCUCAAGACCAUACAGCACCCUGCCUACAAGACUUCAUAACAGCCAUAAUACCCUGAGUAACAGUGCGGGAAGUACAGAGAGGAUGGGUUUGGGUGAUAUUCGUGACCUCAUCAACCUUGAGCUGCCGCAGUUGAAUGAAGCCCUGACACCCAACAGAACAAGCACACAGCCGGGAUGGGCCUGCCCAACCUGUACAUAUAUUAAUAAACCGACACGUCCUGGCUGUGAAAUGUGUAGCGCAGACAGACCUGAAGGCUACACUGUUCCUGGCAACUACAGACCAGAUGCUCUGGAGCUAAGACGCAUUCAACAGGAAAAAGAAGCAAUAAGGCAGUACCAGCAGGCCAGAGAAGCAGAACGCAGAGAGAACUAUGCUCGUCUGGUGCAGAUGGAUGGACAGGAUCUGGUUCCUAACCCAGAGAGAGUGGAGUGCAGGAUCUGCUAUGUAGAGCUUGAGCCUGGCGAGGGAGUCCUGCUCCGAGAGUGUCUUCACUGCUUCUGCAAAGAGUGUCUGCGCUCGGUGAUUCUAAUGUCGGAGGAUCCUCAGGUGGCAUGUCCAUACAGAGACGAGGCCUACGCCUGCGACUGCGUCUUGCAGGAAAGAGAAAUCAGAGCUCUGGUGUCCGUAGACGAUUAUGAGCGCUGGCUGCAGAGGGGUCUGUCUGUUGCAGAGUCUCGAUGUGAGGGCAGUUAUCACUGUGCUACAGCAGAUUGUCCUGGCUGGUGUGUUUAUGAAGACACCGUCAACACUUUCCACUGCCCAGUGUGCAAAAAACACAACUGCCUGCUCUGCAAGGCCAUUCAUGAAGGGAUGAAUUGUAAGCAGUAUCAGGAUGAUCUAGCAGCCCGUGCCAUCAAUGACUCUGCAGCGCGAAGAACCAGAGACCUGCUGAAGACUCUUGUUAAUUCUGGAGAGGCGAUGCAUUGCCCUCAGUGUGGCAUCAUUGUGCAGAAGAAGGAGGGCUGUGAUUGGCUCCGCUGUACUGUCUGCCACACUGAGAUCUGCUGGGUCACCAGAGGACCACGCUGGGGGCCCAAAGGUCCUGGAGACACAAGUGGAGGCUGCCGCUGCAAUGUCAACAAACAGAGAUGCCACCCAAAAUGCCAGAACUGUCACUAAAGGGAAGGACAGAGAGAGAUGAGGAGGUACGAAUAAGAGAGGGUAGUGUCAUCUCAUGGCAGUUUGUGACAUUAAAUAAAAGGUUUUGACAGACAUCAGGGUUGCCAGGUCUGUGUAACAAAACCACCCCAAUUGGUGCUCAAAACUAGCCCAAUUCCAAGAGGUUAAAACCUGCUUGUAGGGUUCCAACUUGGUCAAAAUCGUGCUCCAGCGGGGAGGGGAUAUUUCACAGACUUAAAAACAAAACAGCCCACGGCAGCAUUAUGAAAGUAGCUCAGUUCCACAGACUUGGCAACACUGGCAGACAUACACUUCGAGUGUGAGCUAACAAAUACUGUUCACCUGUUUUAUUUUCAAGUUACUUUUCUGACAUUUCUUUAACUGAAAUACAGAAAAACAUAGUUCUGUUGUGCAAAAAAUGUUGCAAUGGUACAUUUCACUUAAUCAUAAAGCAAUUGAAGGCAUCAUGGGGAAUCCACUUGAAAACACACUCCUCCUAUUGGAUGGCUACUGUAUCAGUCCAGUCAGAAUCCGGAUAUUGUGUAAUUAUUUCAAAGACAGAAAAGCUUUCCAUGUGCCCUUUUUAUUUUUCCACCUAUACUAUGAAAAUAUUUCUGAUCGACUACAAAAAAAGUGGCAUUGGCAUUUGCAUGGCUUGUGAAUGUUCACACAGCUACUACAAAAUGUAAACCCACUUUAAACUGCAUGAAUAUUGCCAGGCUCUAACUAUUUUGAGUUAUUUAAGACCGAAUCGUUUCUUUGAGGGGGCUUUAAUUAGUGAUUUGCAAAUGAAAUCUAUCUUUUUAAUGAUUCAGUCAACUGGUAGAUCAUUCAAGUAAAACCUUAAGCAUUGAACAUUAUUUAUAACCUAAAUCAAAAACAUUCUGAUAAAAUUUUUAAUGCAAAAAGAAAAAAACUUUUUUUAAUCUGAUCAAAUGAUUCUAGGAGGUGACUAAAAGCCGAAGCUAAUCUGAAGCUACCGGUAAAAAUUAAACUAAGGGAAUUACUCUUAAAGCUAUACUACACUGUUAAGACCUGUUACUGAAAGUGCCUUUUCUUGCCUAUUUUUCGUCACGUAACCACUAACCUGAACAGAUGUUUUCCAGUGUUACAAUUAUUAUUAUUAUUUUAAAUACUGUAUGUUGCUGUUGUUGUAGAUUUGUGAUGCAGGAUAAUUUAUGUGCCGUGUUUUCCCUUCACCUUUCCUACCAACCAAGAGAUAUUGUAUUUUGUGCAUAUGUUGCACAUUAAUUCAGUAAGAGUAACACAAUCCAGUUUAUUGCUUUAAGAUUUGAUUUGAUUUGUUUGUAAGCUGAAUGUGAUUAAUAUGUAGCCUAGUUAUUUAGUAUUGUUUUAAUGUUACAUUGCAAUGCUAUGCUUAUUUAAGUAGCAGUAAUGGUCAAGAGCAGGGACCUGAGGCUUGUGUGGAAAGUCCUCAAGACUGUUAUAAGCCAAAGGACCGAUGUUGAUCCCAAAGCUUUCAAUCUAUGCACUGAAACAAAUGUCAGCACCCAAAGCAUCUACUUAUGCAUCAAACCAACAUUUCAAAAAUGUUUUCAUGAGACAAACUUAUUUUCUUUAGUCUACUAUUUUUUUUUAUUUGCACCUAAAAAGAGUAGGUUUUUUUUCCUUUUCAUUUUUAAGCAUUUAUAUUGUUGUUGUGACUGAGAAUUUAGUGGAAUUAUGCAAUAUGUUUGUACAAUUGCAAAACAGUUGUGUUUAGUGAGGGGGCGUUCAUUCUUUCUCAUGAUAUUAGGAACCUCACUAAUGUUCAAGUAGAGUGUUUUUGCAUGUACCACAGAAGAAAAUGAAAGGUCCCUGCACCUGAAGAAAUCUUACACUUUAAUUCAGGGUUGCAAGUCUUAAAAAGUGCCUUACGAAUUAUAGUACUGACUACUGAGCACCUGUAUUGACAAUAUUUAAGGUAUUCUCAUUAUUACGUACAUGUUUGGACUAAUUUAACAUGCUUCACACUUUGUUCUUAAAAAAUAAAAAAAUAACCAACCUGUAUUUUA